AUGGCUCACAUGCUGGCCGUCUGCUUCGUCGCCUUCGCCAGGGUGGCGUUCGGUCAGUUUGAGGGGUGGAUUGGGGAUCAAGUCAAUGCUUCGAUGUGUCUAUGGGCGCAACCAAGAGCUGGCGUUGUCAGAGACACACUAUACCUCGACGGUGGCUUUCUGUACUGGAGCCAAGGGCUUUCGAAUGGUGAAUAUGGAGCCCCAGAACAACAAGAAAACCCCCUCGGCCUCAUGUAUACUCUCAACUUCAGCCGCCCGUUCCAGUCGUCUGACAACUUGACGGCGCUCUUCGGGACGAUAUCCAAAGCCCGCGGCGGUAUUGGCAAUGCCAACAACGACGCACCCAACUAUUAUGACGGAGCCAUGUUCGUGAACGACGCUCAACUGUCGCUCUACGGAGGCUUGGUCAAGAAGACAGAUGCCUUCCCAUCCCCUCGCGCGGAUGAUGCCCUGACCUACCAGGCUUACCAAUACGGCUCUGUGAGGGAUCAGUUCGAACCAGGCUUCGUCUCAAACACCCUUCCGGGUGGUAUGACGCGGUACGUCGCCUACGGUGGAGCAGUCAGCGCACCGUCCGAGAAUAUGGCAUGGUACUACGGUGGACUUCGAGCACCAAACUGGGGGCCAGUGUUUCAACGAAAUAUAAACCUCACCGAGAACGCUCUCAACAGCUCGGAUACCCUUCUCACUCUGGACAUGGCGAUCCAGACAGACCCUGUGUGGACGAACAAUACCUUGCCGGGCGGGGUCAAGAGCCGGGCGAACCCUGAGGUGGUCUGGGUUCCCGUGGGUGAACAGGGCAUCCUGGUGGUUAUCGGAGGAGUCGUCUACCCGGACUGGUUGACAAGCGCCCGCCAGUCGGAGAAUCCAACCCAGAGCAGGGUGGAAGGCGACGAGUUCAUGAGUACGAUAGAAGUUUACGAUAUCGCCAACAACACCUGGUACAGGCAAGCCACCUCGGAGGGCCCGACAGCACGCACGCGAGCAUGUGCCGUGGUGGCUUCAACGCAAGACCGCUCCAGCUUCAACAUUUAUUACUAUGGAGGCUAUCCCGGCGUGGACCCCAAGGUGGAGAUGAACGAUGAGGUCUGGGUCCUGUCCCUGCCUUCCUUUACCUGGACCAUGCUCAGUGAGGGUAGGCCGGGUUACGGUCGGAACGGGCAUAAAUGCUUUAUGCCCUAUCCCGACCAGAUGAUGGUCAUUGGCGGAAUGACCUCCGAGGCUGGCGAUAACCUCGAGUGCCUUGCUGGUCUCAUCCAGAUCUACAACCUCACCAGUGGCCAGUGGAUGGACGGCUACGACCCGGAGAGGUACGCUGAUUACGGUGUCCCCACCGUCGUCAGGGACGUCAUCGGCGGCAGUGCGGCAGGAGGAGCUACCUUGACGACUCCGAGCCCGUCAGGGUGGUCAGACGACAAUCUGGCUGACAUCUUCAUGACGCCAUACCCGACGUCGAAGAUUCAAACCUGGUAUCCCUACCCUAGAGUGACCGAGGUCAACCAACCGACAAUUGAGCCAGGGGGCGAUGGAAAGAACGCCAGUGACGAUUCCCGGGGUGGCAGCGGCCUGCCAGAAUGGGUCGGCCCAACUCUGGGUGUUGUCCUGGGGCUGGUCUCCCUCGGUGCGUUCCUCGUCGGCUUCUGCCUCUGGCGCAGGCGUACGCUUCGCAAGCAGGGGGCCCGCACCGACUAUAACGGCACCCGUAUCCUCUCCUGGAUCAGGGGCCAGCCGACCGAAGAUAAAGCUCCCACCCUCACUACGUGGGACACCCAGCACGCUCUCCUUCCGUCCCAACUCUGCCUUUCGUAUCACAAUACUUCAAUGCCCCCUGAGCUCUCUGAUACGGGCCUCACCCCCAUGGAGGUCAUUGACAAGCACACGCAUUUCGGCAACUCAUCGUACCCCACGUCCAUCCAACCGACAUACCACUAUAGCUCCGUCUCGGAUACCGAUUUUUUGUCCGCCUCUCGUUCAUCGGGCGUCCUUGGCCGCUACUCCCUCGCCGACUCUCCAACCUGUGGCGUCGUCAGCCCUGUUGGCGCUUCCGACCCGGCCGUCGGAAUGAGGGAUCGCGUAUUGUCCGGUAUCUCCGGCAUGAGCGACCGCAACACUGGCCAUCUCCGCCAGAUCAGCGAAGUCACCGUCAGUGCACAUUUGACUCUUCCUGCAACAGCUCACGCCAACUUCAGCAAGCGCUUUAUGAAAUCUUGCGCAAGUAGUCCACUCUAG
This is a messenger RNA of Verticillium dahliae VdLs.17, 2229 nucleotides long. Its product is annotated as kelch repeat protein. The transcript is spliced from 6 exons. NCBI's taxonomy places the organism in Eukaryota, Fungi, Ascomycota, Sordariomycetes, Glomerellales, Plectosphaerellaceae. The coding region runs from base 1 to 2229 and encodes 742 amino acids. Gene Ontology annotation, molecular function: protein binding. The record is from RefSeq and is a predicted model, not a curated record.